Messenger RNA from Miniopterus natalensis, 4032 nucleotides. RefSeq lists its product as uncharacterized. Gene Ontology annotation, biological process: regulation of transcription by RNA polymerase II. Gene Ontology annotation, cellular component: nucleus. The record is from RefSeq and is a predicted model, not a curated record. Lineage: Eukaryota; Metazoa; Chordata; Mammalia; Chiroptera; Miniopteridae. Gene Ontology annotation, molecular function: RNA polymerase II cis-regulatory region sequence-specific DNA binding; DNA-binding transcription factor activity, RNA polymerase II-specific.
AGUAGUACUUUGAUGGAGUCUUUGGGGUUUUCUAUGUACAAUAUCAUGUCAUCAUCUGGAGCGUCUUCUGUGUGGGGAUCGAGAGUGACUCCUCCUCCUGUCUCUCUCCCUCGACCAGGACCUAUCUCAGAGCCUGCAUUCUCUGUCUGGGGAAGUAGACCGGGACCACCUCCGCUCCCUCCACGGGGAGCAGCUGCGGCUGCAACCCAUUUGGAGCCCUCCUCUACCUCACACCACCUCGGAAACCACUCUCUUUUUCUUAUAUAAGAAAAUUUUCCUAUAUUUGCAUCACUAUAUGACUUUUAAAAGUGGCCUAGUUUCAUUUUUCACACUUAAAUCUACAGUGAAUUGGCUAUUGUCCUUGGAAUAAAGAGGAAUACAAUACAUUUCUUCAGGUUGGUUAACAGAUUUCCCUUGGCCUAGGUUAUAAAGUGUUCCUUAUGUUUGCUGCUGCUUUACAAUGCCCUCUCUGUCCUUGACCAACUCUUUAUAUUAAAUGUUAGCCCAUGGAAGAACCUUUCCUUUCUUUCGGUCUUUUUGUUUAUCAGUAAGAGUGUACUGUCUGGAGUACUAGCUUAAAAACCUUUGGUGUAUGUUAGGUAGGCUGCCACUUUGUUCUGUAGAAAACUUUGUCCAUUUUUGGACAUUUGUACCUCCUACUGGGUCUAUUUUGGGAAUUCAUGAAAUUUUAUAAAGGUAUUAUUUGAGAGAGGUGAUAUCUGGUGUUACCCAAGAAAAAAAUUUAAAUUUACUUGAUCACUAAACACUCAUUAGUUUUGUUUGCUACUGAAUUAAUUUAGUGUGGAGGAACUGAGGAGCAAGGAUUCAGAUGUUGUCUCUUAAUGUAAUCAGUCACACAGGAUGGACUCAGUUCUUCAAACAAGAAAUGUGAAUUACUGUCUACCAGGGAAGCUCAGUGGAGACUCAGUGCCCAGAGUGUUGCUGGGGGCUAAUUAUGUGAGCAGCAUCUGACAAAUGUAAAUUACAGAUUCUCAAAAGAACAGGAGUUUACUAUAUGCCAUAUUGUUUGCAUUAAUGCUUUAGCCAUACUGAGGCACUAUUAUUAUCUGUGAGGAUGUUGGGGUCACUAGUGAAAUUUCAGUUCCCAUAUACCAGCAAAAGACAAACUUUGUUAGACAGAGUUUGUAAAGAUAUGUAAUCUUGGCCCUGCUGAUGUUCACUGUCUUCUGCACAUUAGGUAGCAGGACUUUUUUUAUGAGUAAGCACUACAGUUUCACUGCAGAAAGAGUAAUUAGGGCUGAGCCAGAUAGUUCCUUUUACUCCCUGGGCUCACAAGAGAGGUGUUCCUAUUUUGUUGUUCUACUGAAUAGAUCAGUUUUUUGUAUUAGAAUUGAUGAGUGGGAGCCUUUUCUCUGUUCCCUACACAUAGACAUCCAUGGGUUAUUUAUCUCUUUCAGGGACCAGCAUUUAGGGGGAUUGUACCACUUGGGUUCCCUUUGCUCAAGGGAAUGGGUGGUCACGCUGCUGUUCCUACAUGGGAACUUGGAAAUGAGAGAAGUUGUGAGGAGAGGCUCUAGAGUGGCUGGUUGAGUAUCACUUGCUGCUGAAGUUAGAGAAAGGGGAUUUUAUGUUUUUGGAGGAAAGCACUGUUGGACACUACGUAUUUUAUAAUCAUAUACAAAUUUAUAAAACUCUUGUGGACUUCAGUGAACUCCCUUGGAGUCUUAACCUGUCCCUCAAGGUCAUCAAACCCUAGGUUACAGUGUUUUGAUUCUGCUGGGAAGACCUUCUCUGUGAUAUUAUCAUCUCAGUGUGUGUGCCUGUGUAUCCUAAAAACUGGUGGGAAGCAACCCUGAGGCUCAUGGGUAUAGGGAUUUGGGAGAUGUCUAAGUUGUCAUGCCUUCUUCCUCAUGUCUGAGCUGUAUCUUCCAAAUAAUUUCCUAGCCCCAUGAAAUGACACAGAGAAAAGAAGGUAAAACUGAUUGGGAUAUUUAUUUUACAAACCAAUUAUAAUUCAUUCUGCUUCACAAGAGUAUUUUCAUUCAGCCAACUGGAUCUGAAUACUUCUAAUGUUAUAGAGUCCUUUAGAAUAAUAUUGCCUACUGGAUCUUGUUCCAAGUUGGAUUCCACAGCCCUCCUGGCCUCUCAUAUUUGAUGAUUAGAAGAAAAAGCUUCCAGUUCUUCACUGUGUUUUAUUCAUUAUGAGCUCGUGCAGAUAUGAUGCUGUGCUUCAUGGAGUGAUGCAUUAUAUGGACUCAGUGGCCUUUGAGGAUGUGAGUGUGAAGUUCACCCUGGAGGAGUGGGCUUUACUGGAUUCUUCACAGAAGAAACUCUACAGAGAUGUGAUGAGGGAAACCUUCAGGAACUUGGCCUCAGUAGGAGAAAUAUGUAAAGAUCAUAACAUUGAAGAUCACUAUGAAAAUUAUGGGACAGAUUUGAGCAGUCAUAUAAUAGAGAGACUGGGUAAAAGUAAACAAGGUAGUCAGUAUGGAGAAAACUUCAACCAGAUUCCAAAUCACAAUCAGAAAAAGAAAACUUCUACUGGACUAAAACUAUGUGAAUGCAGUGUAUGUGGAGUCUUCAUGAAUCAUUCAUUCUUUAGUAGGCAUAUGAGAUCUCACAGUACACCCAAACCAUAUGAUUAUCAGGAAUAUGAAGAAAAGCCAUAUAAAUGUAAGGAAUGUGGGAAAGCCUUCAAGUAUCGCCAAUCCUUUCGAAGACAUGAAAGGAUUCACACUGGAGUGAAACCCUAUAUAUGUAAGCACUGUGGUAAAGCUUUCAGUUGUCUCAGUUACUGUAGAACUCAUGAAAUAUCUCACACAGGAGAGAAACCGUAUAAAUGUAAGCAAUGUGGUAAAGCUUUUAGUUGUCCCAGUUACUUUCGAAAACAUGAAAGAAGUCAUACUGGAGAGAAACCGUACGAAUGUAAGCAAUGUGAUAAAGCCUUCAGCUGCUUUACAUCCUUUCAAAGUCAUGAAAGGAGUCACAGUGGAGAAAAGCCCUAUGAAUGUAAAAAAUGUGGCAAAGCUUUCAGUUGUCCAAGUUACUUUCGAAAACAUAAAAGAAUUCAUACUGGAGAGAAACCCUAUGAAUGUAAGCAGUGUGGUAAAGCCUUCAGUUGUUCCAGAUCCUUUCGAAGUCAUGAAAGGAGACAUAGUGGAGAAAAGCCCUAUGAAUGUAAAAAAUGUGGUAAAGCCUUCAGUUGUCCAAGUUAUUUUCGAAAACAUGAGCGAAGUCAUACUGGAGAGAAACUCUAUGAAUGUAAGGAAUGUGGGAAGUCCUUCAGUUGUCCAAGUUACUUUAGAAAACAUGAAAGAAAUCAUACUGGAGAGAAACCCUAUGAAUGUAAGGAAUGUGGGAAAGCCUUGAGUUCUCUUACCAACUUUCGAAGACACAUGAUGAAACACACUGGAGAUGGGCCUUAUAAAUGUAAAGAGUGUGGAAAAGUGUUUGAUUGCCCAAAUUACUUUCAAUAUCAUGAAAGCACACAUAGUGGAGAAAAGCCAUAUGAAUGUAAGGAAUGCGGCAAAUCCUUCAGUACUCCCAGAUUCCUUCAAAAUCAUGAAAGAACUCAUACUAGAAAAAAGCCUCAUGAAUGUAAGGAAUGUGGUAAAGCCUUCAGUUUUCCCUGUUCCCUUCAGAAACAUAAAAGAAGUCAUACUGGGGAGAAACCCUAUGAAUGUAAGCAAUGUGGGAAAGCCUUCACUUACCUCAGUUCCAUUCAAAAACAUGAAAGAGCUCAUAGUGGAGAGAAACCCUAUGAAUGUAAGGAAUGUGGGAAAGCCUUCAUUUCUCUUUCCAAUGUUCAAAGACAUAUGAUAAAGCACACUGGAGAUGGACCUUGUAAAUGUAAGGAAUGUGGGAAAGCUUUUGAUUGUCCUAGUUCAUUGCGAACACAUGAAAGAACUCACACUGGAGAGAAACCCUAUCAGUGUAAAAAUUGUAGUAAAGCCUUUAGUCGUCCUAGUUCUUUACGAAAUCAUGAAAGAACUCAUACCUAAGAAAAAGUCUAUGAAUAUAAAGAAUGUGUGAAAGCCUUUAGUAGACAUGUAAGAAUGCACACUGGAGAGA